AUGGUAAAGAAACGGAGAGUUUCACAAAGCGCCUCCGGAAAUGACAGCUCGGACCAAAAGGUUGAGAAGGAUGUGGGCAGCAACUUGGAUUCUCAGCCCUCGUAUAAGCACAACGAUGACUCCAGGCAGCCUUCUGAGCCCGUUUCACUCGAAAAUCGGUUUAAACCCAUGGGCAAACACCUCGGGGAGGGCACGUAUGGUCACGUUGUCAAGGCCGUCGACACACUAACAGGAAAAAUGGUGGCCAUCAAGAAGGUCAAGAACAUCGAGUACAAGAGGGGAGUCACCAAGGACCGCCAGCUGGUCGGAAUGCUGGGGAUCCACUUUACGACACUGCGUGAGCUGAAGAUAAUGAACGAACUCCAGCACGAGAACCUGAUGGGCGUCGUCGCUGUGUACGUCAAGGACGGCUUCAUCAACAUAGUCAUGGACGUCAUGUCCAGCGACCUCAAGAAGGUGAUAGACAGCAAGGUGCGUCUGAGCGAGCCGAACGUGAAGUGCAUACUGAAUCAAAUACUCACGGGCCUGGUGAUACUCCACGAGUCCUCGUUCGCACACCGCGACCUGUCGCCGGCAAACAUAUUCAUCGACUCGGGCGGCGUGUGCAAAAUCGCAGAUUUCGGACUCGCGAGGAAAACUGUGCACCCUCCAGUGCUGAGAGAGUGCACCGACCUCGAGACCAUGGACCUCAACGCCUCCAGGGAGAGAAUGACCUUCAAGGUCGUGACGCUCUGGUACAGGUCCCCGGAGCUGCUCAUGGGCGCCGACUGUUACCAUUUCGCCUGCGAUCUCUGGAGUGUGGGCUGCAUUUUUGCAGAGCUGCUUUCCGGAAGGCCCCUGUUCCCUGGCUCUAAUGAAAUCGAUCAGCUCGGUAAAAUUUAUAACCUUCUUGGGACCCCCGAGGCUAUGUGGCCUGGCUCCACAAAGCUACCCCUCUAUACGCAAUUCACCUUUUCUCAUCCCAAAGAGCUAUCUUCCCAGUUUCCUCAUGCAAAUCCAAUUGCUCUAGAUCUACUUGACAGUUUACUGAAAUUGAAUCCCAAUGAGCGAAUAACUGCCAAAAGUAAUGAUUCAUAUUACAUUCUAACUUGUUUUGAAUAUCUACCUCUCGCUAGCUAUCCUAAAGUGGAAUCUCGUAUUAUAUAUGUAAAUACUCAAAAUUAUUUGCUAUUGUCAUAUAUUGAUAUAAAUUAUAAUAUUUCAAAUUCAAUGACGCUAGAUUUGAAGAGAUGUGUAAACGAACAUGAUUAUUGCGAGAAUCUCAAUUUUAACUCCGAAGAUUCUAACUCGAAUCUUACAAAUGAAAGAGUCAAUAGAAAAUUUUAA
Theileria orientalis strain Shintoku is the source of this 1326-nucleotide messenger RNA. Its product is annotated as cyclin-dependent kinase CRK3. Gene Ontology annotation, cellular component: nucleus. NCBI's taxonomy places the organism in Eukaryota, Apicomplexa, Aconoidasida, Piroplasmida, Theileriidae. Gene Ontology annotation, molecular function: ATP binding; cyclin-dependent protein serine/threonine kinase activity. The record is from RefSeq and is a predicted model, not a curated record. Bases 1 to 1326 code for a protein of 441 amino acids. The transcript is spliced from 4 exons. Gene Ontology annotation, biological process: protein phosphorylation; regulation of mitotic cell cycle.